CCCCUCUCUCUCUCUCUCUAUACCUUCUUCCAUCUCUCAACAAACCGUGUAGUUAAACUUGAAUCAUAACGACUUUCCGUUGGAUCUAAAUCUCUCUCUCUAUUUCUCAAUGAACGAUCUAUUCUCAAGCUCAUUCUCUCGCUUCCGCAGCAGCGGAGGAGAACCAUCCCCUCACCACCACGCCACCACCACCGGAGGAGUUCAGAUGGCUGGAGUCAACCUCGACAAAUUCUUCGAAGACGUGGAGUCAGUUAAAGAAGAGUUAAAGGAGCUAGACCGUCUCAACGACACACUCCAAACCUCUCACGAGCAGAGCAAGACGCUACACAAUGCUCAAGCCGUUAAAGAUCUUCGCUCAAAGAUGGACGGUGACGUUGGUGUAGCUUUGAAGAAGGCUAAGAUGAUUAAGGUGAAACUUGAGGCGCUUGAUCGCUCCAAUGCUGCUAAUAGGAGCUUACCGGGUUGUGGACCUGGAUCCUCCUCGGAUCGUACUAGGACCUCUGUUCUUAAUGGUUUGAGGAAGAAGUUGAAGGACUCGAUGGAGAGUUUUAACCGCUUGAGGGAGGUUAUAUCAUCUGAGUAUAGAGAAACUGUGCAGAGGAGGUACUUUACUGUCACUGGAGAGAAUCCGGAUGAUAAAACUUUGGAUCGACUCAUCUCUACAGGAGAAAGUGAGAGGUUUUUGCAAAAAGCAAUACAAGAACAAGGAAGAGGAAGGGUCUUAGACACUAUUAACGAGAUCCAAGAAAGGCAUGAUGCGGUUAAAGACAUUGAGAAGAAUCUCAGGGAGCUUCACCAAGUGUUUCUAGACAUGGCCGUGCUGGUCGAGCACCAAGGAGCUCAGUUAGAUGACAUAGAGAGCCACGUGGGACGAGCUAGCUCCUUCAUCCGAGGAGGAACAGAGCAGCUGCAUACAGCUCGGGUGUACCAGAAGAAUACUCGUAAAUGGACAUGUUACGCUAUUAUCAUUCUCAUCAUUAUCAUAGUUGUUGUGGUUCUUGCUGUUCUUAAACCAUGGCAGGACAACGGAAGUGGUGGUGGCGGUGGCGGUGGUGGUGGUGGAGGAAGUCCUCAAGUUUCAGGUCAAGUGCCACCACCAAGUCCUCCUCAAGCAAGGCGUCUUCUGUUACGUUGAAGUGGGAUUUGUAGUUUGCAAAUAUAUUCUUUCUUUGAAAACCUUUUCAUCGAACCAGCAUUGUGUUUCUACUUACUACAGCUGAGAUUUCUUGUGAACCACCUUUUUAUUUGAUUUGUGUGGGGGUAAAUAAGAAACUUAGUAGAUUAUUUUCUGUAUCUAUGUUGGGAAUAUAUUUGUUUUUUUCUUAUAUUGUUUGUGUGGUUAACAACACAAAAUUCGUUUUAUAUUAAGUGUUGUUGUAUAGUAAGUUUUUUGUUACAAAAUAAAUAUCAUCUUAAAUUUUCAAUACACUUUAUGUCC
Messenger RNA from Eruca vesicaria subsp. sativa (arugula), 1438 nucleotides. The record is from the annotation of a GenBank genome assembly. NCBI's taxonomy places the organism in Eukaryota, Viridiplantae, Streptophyta, Magnoliopsida, Brassicales, Brassicaceae.